AUGUCUUCCACUUGGAGAGAAUUUAUGUCAUGGAACAAAUACACCCAAGUCGCUUCUAGAGCACUUAGACAAGCUUUGACAGAGACUGAUAGAGUCGCAGCUGAGAAAAGAGCCGCUAUUGGAGUCCGAUACCAACUUUGGGAGAAUGGACAAGGUGGUGAACAAAACUACGUCGUGCCUCCCGCUAAGGAAACAACUCCUGGUACCCCACCUGUAUAA
Messenger RNA from Kwoniella shivajii, 219 nucleotides. RefSeq lists its product as uncharacterized. The coding region runs from base 1 to 219 and encodes 72 amino acids. Gene Ontology annotation, biological process: proton motive force-driven ATP synthesis. Gene Ontology annotation, molecular function: proton-transporting ATP synthase activity, rotational mechanism. NCBI's taxonomy places the organism in Eukaryota, Fungi, Basidiomycota, Tremellomycetes, Tremellales, Cryptococcaceae. The transcript is spliced from 4 exons. The record is from RefSeq and is a predicted model, not a curated record.